Messenger RNA from Hibiscus syriacus, 2547 nucleotides. Its product is annotated as peptidyl-prolyl cis-trans isomerase CYP95-like. Lineage: Eukaryota; Viridiplantae; Streptophyta; Magnoliopsida; Malvales; Malvaceae. Gene Ontology annotation, biological process: protein peptidyl-prolyl isomerization. The record is from RefSeq and is a predicted model, not a curated record. Gene Ontology annotation, molecular function: peptidyl-prolyl cis-trans isomerase activity.
GCUAGCUUGAAUUGUAAAUCUGGUGAACAAAGAUGGCAAAGAAGAAGAAUCCCUUAGUUUUUAUGGAUGUAUCAAUAGAUGGUGAUCCUGUUGAAAAAAUGGUUUUUGAGCUCUUUUCUGAUGUUGCUCCCAAGACUGCAGAAAAUUUCCGUGCCCUUUGUACAGGGGAAAAGGGCAUUGGUCCUAAAACUGGAAAACGGCUGUACUACAAGGGUUCCUUUUUCCAUCGUGUCCUUAAAGGUUCCUUGGCCCAGGGUGGUGAUUUUGUAAGAAGAGAUGGAACUGGUGGGGAAAGCAUAUAUGGUGGGAAGUUUCCAGAUGAAUCACCUAGGCUAAAGCAUGGUGGACCUGGUCUUUUAUCCAUGGCAAUUGCUGAUCGUGACACUGUCGGUUCACAAUUUGUUGUCACCUUCAAGGCUAAUCAUGACCUUGACAGAAAGUAUGUUGUUUUUGGACAGCUUGUGCAAGGAAAUGAAGUACUGAAGAAAAUUGAAAAUGUGGGUGAUGAGGAAGGAAUACCAACUGUGACAGUGAAAAUUAUUAAUUGUGGUGAAUUCAGUGAAGACAAGAGGAAAAAUAAGCUGAGAAUGGGAAAAGAUGUUUCUUCUGGUGCUAACAGUUAUGAAGCGCGUAGGAAGUGGAAAAAUAAGAAAUCAAGAGAGAAAAGGAAGAAGAGAAGAAGACACGAUUCAUCUGAUUCGGAUAGCUCCUCAGAUUCUGAGACAGAAUCAUCUGAGUCUGAUAGUGAUUCUGAUUCAUAUAUCUCAUCAUCCUCGGGUACUAGUUCUUCAAGUGAUGAUGGGAACAAGAAGAGGAAGAGAUAUUCCAAACGAGAAAAACAUAAGCGGGGUAAAAGAAGAGAUAGACGACGUGAGAAAAAAAGAAAACAACGUGAUAAGAGAUCAAAGCAUAAAUUAAGGACUUCUGAUAGCCUUACGGAUGAGAACAGCAAGACAAGCAGCGAAAGAAGCACCGACAAUGAUGUUCAAGGAAAACCACAGAAACAUAAAGAGCCUUCUCAGAAAAAUGUUUGUAGUCAAUCCCCUUCGGCUACAGAGAAAGAAAAUCCUCACAGAAAGAUGAAAGAGGCUGAUUUUCUUGUGAAGGAACGUGAAACUCCCAAGGAGAUUGGAGAGCGAAAGAGCAAUGGCAUUGAAGAAGAUGCUAAAUCUGAAAGAAGUGCUCAGAGGCAACCUGAUGUGGUAGAUGAUCGCCCAAGCAAAUCUAGAAGCAGAAGUGCAAGUUCUAGAAGGUCCAUGAGUAAGAGUAUGAGUAUUAGUCCCAGGAGGCGUCAAAGCCAUAGCCCAAGUCAUAGCCUAAGGCGGAGUGUGAGCAGGAGUCCAGGUGUGAAUAGGAAUCCCACACGUUUCCCAGAAAGAAGUGUUAGUAGGACUCCUGUUAGAAGCAUCAGCAAAAGUCCAUUGAGGGCUAGAAAGAACAGCAGUAGGAGCCCAGUUAGAGGACAUUCUCAAAAAAGCAUUAGCAGGAGCCCUGUAAGGUCUCGCUCUCGAAGAAGCCCAAGUACGAGCCCACCUAGGUCAACAAGAAAAUCAAUUAGUAGAAGCCCUGUUAGACUUUCAAAAAGAAGCAUUAGCAGAAGUCCCUUAAGAUCUAGGAGAAGCAUUAGCAGAAGCCCCAUAAGAUCUAGGCGAAGCAUUAGUGGAAGUCCUGUAAGAUCCUCUCGGAGAAGCAUAAGUAGGAGCUCUGCUAGGGCUCCCUUUAAAAGAACUAUCAGCAGAAGUCCAUUAAGGGAAUCAAGUAGGAAUUACUGUCGUAGUUAUUCAAGGAGCCCAACCCCUGUUAAACGAGUAAUGUCACCACCUGAUCGAGGUAGAAGUAUAUCGAGAAGUGCUUCCCCUGAUGCAUCACCUAAGCGUAUCAGGAGGGGCCGUGGUUUCGGUGAGCGCUACUCCUAUGCACGAAGAUACAGAAUCCCUUCUCCAAAUCGUUCUCCUGUUAGGUCCCAUCGUUACGAAGGCAGGAUUGAUCGUGAGAGGUAUUCAAGCUACAGGAGGUAUUCACCCAGGCGUUAUAGAAGCCCACCAAGAGGACGAACUCCUCCAAGGUAUAGAGGCAGAAGAAGCCGGACAAGGAGUCCAUCUUUAUCCCCUAACCCAAGGUAUCGGAAUCGUCGAUAUGGUCGUAGCCGCAGCCAUAGCCCAAGUCGAAGUCGAACCCCUGUCCGCAGCCGUACGCCAGUUGAUUCUCCAAAGGCCGGAAGGCGAAGGUCCACAUCUCGUAGCAGGAGCCGAUCGGAAUCAAGGUCCUCGUUGAAGUCUGUGUCUCCAAAGCAGGCAAGCAAAGCAAAGUUGAGGUCGUCCUCUGGAAGUCCGGAUGGGAGAAGGUGCCUGGUCUCGUACGACGAUGGUUCGGCUAGCUCGGGAAGGUGAGUUUGGAGAAGAUUUUGGUGUUUUGAGUGUUUGAGGAGCCCCAAUCUUGUAUUUGAUGCGCUUUUGAAGCUUUACGAAUUUGUUCUCUCUUAGCUGUGUUGUUGUCAGGGGGUUGUGGCUAGUAGUUUACAUUACCUAAUCCGCUUUUAAGUAUUUU